CCUUUUCACAUGCCCUCUGACCUUACAGCUUGAACGUUCCAUUGGACUUCCCGUUCCAAACCACGUGUGCUGCUCACUGGCAGCUGCUUGUUGAUCCAGCUCCAGCGAGAGAGGUUUUGUGCGAGCAACAGCAGCAUGGCGAGCCAGGGACACUGCCUCAGCUUCGAGGGCUGCAACUUCUUCAGGCAGCGGGUCUUGCUGUCCACCCUUAGCGGCAGGCCGGUGAAGAUCAACAAGAUCCGAGUAAAAGACGAGAACCCUGGCAUUAGGGACUUUGAAGCAAGCUUCAUCAGGCUGAUGGAUAAAAUAACAAAUGGGACAAAGAUCGAGAUCAACCAAACGGGUUCAUCAUUGUACUACCAGCCCGGCUUGCUUACUGGUGGGACAUUAGAACACGACUGCAACAUCCAGCGUUCUAUCGGCUACUACUUAGAAAGUCUUCUAUGCCUUGCUCCUUUCAUGAAGAACCCACUGAAAGUAACUCUUAGAGGAAUCACCAAUGAUCAAGUGGACCCUUCAGUGGACACGCUAAAGGCAACAGCCAUUCCUCUACUGAAAAAAUUUGGUGUUGAUGGCGAGCACUUUGAGUUGAAGGUAGUUCGGAGAGGGAUGCCCCCAGGUGGUGGUGGAGAGGUUCUGUUUUCUUGUCCCGUAAGGAAAGUUUUAAGACCUGUUCAUUUGACAGACCCUGGAAAGAUAAAGCGUGUCAGAGGAGUAGCAUACUCUGUCAGAGUUUCACCUCAAAUAGGCAACAGAAUAGUGGAAUCGGCAAGGAGUGUCUUGAAUCGUUUUCUUCCAGACAUUUACAUCUACACAGACCACUUGAAAGGGGCCAAUUCUGGAAAGUCUCCAGGUUUCGGUUUGACCCUCGUUGCUGAAACAACUGAAGGCUGUUUUCUAAGUGCUGAACUUGCAUCAAAUCCUCAGGGAGAAGGUACCACAGUCCUUCCUGAGGAUCUGGGAAAGAACUGUGCAAAGCUGCUUCUAGAAGAAAUCUACAGAGGAGGCUAUGUAGAUUCCACAAAUCAGAGCUUAGUCCUACUCCUCAUGACCCUCGGACAACAAGAUGUUUCCAAAGUUCUGCUUGGCCCUUUGUCACCAUACACGAUUGAGUUUUUGCGGCAUUUGCGGAGUUUUUUCCAGAUCAUGUUUAAAAUGGAAAGCAAGACAUUCGAAGAACGGAAAGGAGCAGAAAAAGUGCUUUUGACCUGUGUUGGCGUGGGAUUCUCUAACCUUAGCAAGACUAUAAAAUAACAUCCUUGCAGUAAAAAAUGGACAUGUGUUGGUAAAGCAGAAUCAUUUGAUGGGACCAUGAAGAGAAGGAACAGCCUGUUGGGACAUGUCUAGAAUCCUUCCUUUUGAAAGAUAAAGUGGAGGCCAGGAUUCAAAAUCCAACAAAGAUGAACUGAAGUGUACAGAAAAUAUGGUUUUGUGUGGAAAUGCGUUCUAGCGAUUUCAUAUUAAAAUUAUUUUGUUCUCAAUAA
Molecule: messenger RNA, 1484 nt
Organism: Pelobates fuscus (common spadefoot toad)
Lineage: Eukaryota; Metazoa; Chordata; Amphibia; Anura; Pelobatidae
Gene: RCL1
Product: RNA terminal phosphate cyclase like 1
Exons: 9
Coding region: 136-1254 (372 amino acids)
Biological process (GO): endonucleolytic cleavage of tricistronic rRNA transcript (SSU-rRNA, 5.8S rRNA, LSU-rRNA); ribosome biogenesis
Cellular component (GO): nucleolus
Molecular function (GO): RNA endonuclease activity
Source: RefSeq, a predicted model, not a curated record